AUGGCUUGCCCCUCCGUUUGUCACUGCAUCGAGAAAAAUGGCUUGACAGUGGUCCAGUGUAUGUCGCGGAACCUAGAAAAGAUCCCAUCUGAUCUUCCCAGAGAUACCGUUAUCCUGCUUUUGGCGGCAAACCACAUCACCCACGUCCCCAAUCAUGCCUUCAAAGAACUGCAUUACCUUCAAGAGCUGGACCUGUCCAACAACGACAUCGAGACUGUGGACGUGGGCUCAUUUCAAGGCGUCUCUGACAGCCUCCUCGUGCUGGAUUUAUCAAACAACCGCAUUGAAAGCGUCCCCAAAGAGGCUUUUGCCCGCCUCCGGGCCAAAAUCAGCCUGUCGAACAACCCCUGGCACUGCGAGUGCACGCUGCAGGAGGUCCUGAGGGAGCUCCGGCUGGAUCCCGAAACGGUGAACGAGGUGAUCUGCCACACGGCGGUGCAGGAGGAGUACGCGGGCAAGCCGGUGAUCCAGGUGCUGGACUCGGGGAUCAACUUUUGCAACUUUCACCACAAGACGACCGACGUGGCCAUGUUCGUCACCAUGUUCGGGUGGUUCACCAUGGUGAUCGCGUACGUCAUCUAUUACGUCAGACACAACCAGGAGGACGCCAGAAGGCACCUGGAGUACCUGAAGUCACUGCCAAGCAACUCUCAGAUCAGCAAGGAUUUUGACACCAUCAGCACGGUUCUCUAG
Menidia menidia (Atlantic silverside) is the source of this 693-nucleotide messenger RNA. Lineage: Eukaryota; Metazoa; Chordata; Actinopteri; Atheriniformes; Atherinopsidae. The record is from the annotation of a GenBank genome assembly.